AACUCUCCCUCGACCAACCCGCGUACCUUUGGUGUAUCCCAUCACUUCGCCUCCGUCAUUUCUCUUUGUAUCUCAGCAGACGGUUCAACACUCGUCUGUUGUAGAAUUCAUCUUGAAUAAAUAAAGCCACACGGUACAAGCACAUCCAUCCAUUCUCGGGCGGUCCUCCUCUGUCGACGUCAUCGCUUCCACUCCAUCUAAAACGAGGUUUAAUACCACUCCCAUCGAUUACAAUCUUUAUUAAUACCCGUAAUUUCUUCUCUCGAGUUCCAGAAACAACACAUCGACUUGCUGCUCAAGCUGUGGAGUCUCUAAAUUGCACGUCCUGUUUUACCACUGGUUGGACUGGUCUGAAGCUCGCUGUACCGAAAUCGUUGGGAACGCUAUAUGCCCCCACACGCAAAAGCCACGAAAGUCCCUUUACUCAUUUACCAACGGAGGCCCUCGUCGUGAUUUACACUUUUCAUCUCGAUUGAUCUCUCACAGAGCUCUAGUUCACUUCAACAUCCGCGAACUAGCGCAAUGGAAACCGCAUCGGGUGUCUCGAAGGGCGAAGGGGACUUGCGACAGCGCGCGUCAAAGCACGCUGAAGGCGUUUCCUCGGAAGCUGGAGUUGCAAGAGACCCGUCACGCGACAAUGAGUUGAAAAACAACGGAUCGAUAAAAAAGACCUAUGGAAGAACGCCAGAUGGAACAGUCUUUGUUGUGCCCACGACCCAUGACAUGGUAUCGCAGCUCCUCGAUCCGCGUCAACCGAAAAAUCUUUCAGAUGGUAUUGUCCUGGCCAUACUCGCCUGCCACAUUCUCGCAGCCAUAUACUUGCCAUCGCAAUAUAAGCGCCCCGUGUUUGGGUUGAUUUUCAUCUUCUGGCGAGCCUGCUACAAUGUUGGUAUUGGUGUGCUUUUACACGUCCAAUCCAACUACAGCCGAAUGGUAACUUGGGCUGUCCGUUCCAAGGUGUUCGAAAAUCCUAAAGAUGGGAAAACCCCACGUCCAUGGCUAUACAAGCUGCUCAAGAAGGAGUUGGAGGCCAAAAUCCCUGAAGACUACGACUUUGAGAAGGCUCCCAUUGAGUACAACACAUGGCUUGUUUUCCGUCGCGUGGUUGAUCUUAUCCUCAUGUGCGACUUUACCUCAUACUGUCUCUUUGCCAUAGUAUGCGGUCAUGUACCCGAAGGAGAGCACCCCUUGCUUGGUGUCGCACGAUGGAUCGUCGGUAUCGUCCUAAUCGGGUUCAACCUUUGGGUGAAGCUCGAUGCCCACCGUGUGGUGAAAGACUUUGCUUGGUACUGGGGUGACUUUUUCUACCUUAUUGAUCAAGACCUCACCUUUGACGGCGUCUUUGAGAUGGCUCCGCAUCCCAUGUAUUCCAUCGGUUACGCCGGCUACUACGGUAUUUCUAUGAUGGCUGCUAGCUACGAGGUCCUCUUCAUCUCCAUUGCUGCACACAUGGCUCAAUUCGCGUUUCUUGUCGCCGUCGAAAAUCCUCAUAUUGAGAAGACGUACAACCCUCCUCCUGCACGACCAGCUGAGAUACGACCUGAUAUUGACGUUGCUCUGAUCAAGGAAUCUCAAGCAACCACCGGUGAUAAGACACCUUCUAGCGCCUCCAACAGUUCACCGGUGGCCGUUCAUGACAUGGUUGGCUUCAGCAACAUGGAUCUAUUCCGUGUACCUGACUGUGCAGUGGUUCUUCUACCCCUAUACAUCGCGGCUCUAACCUUUGUGACCCCAACAACACCACUCUGGCAAGCCACUUUCGUUAUCCACGCUGCGCUUUGGAGAUUGUGGUACCAUCUUGGACUUGGCCUUAUUUUAGACAGGCAAUCGAAAACAAAGAUGUGGACACGCCAUUUCCUCAAAUUCGGCGAAUCUGCUGGCGAAGCCUUUAGGCAAUGGAAAGGCAUGUACCAUAUGAGCAUGAUCAUGUGCAAUGCCUCAUUCAUCGCAGCUUGCUGGAAAAUAUACUCCUUCCCAACGGACUGGGGAUAUGGCCUUGUCCUUCUCAAGCACAUUCUUGGCGCUGGAUUAGUUGCCUUACAACUUUGGACAGCCUUCAGCGUCUAUGAAUCCCUCGGUGAAUUCGGCUGGUUCUGCGGAGAUUACUUCUUUGAUCAGAAAGCUAAGCUUACCUACACUUCCAUUUACCGCUUUGUCAACAACCCGGAACGCAUCUUUGGUACAGCUGGAGUUUGGGGCGCUGCUCUCAUCACCUGGAGUAGAUCAAUUUUCAUCAUGGCCCUCCUUACCCAGAUGAUGACGAUUUACUUCUUGGCCUACGUCGAGCGCCCUCACAUGCAGAAGAUCUAUGGACGAGGACUAAGAGAGGAAGCCGGGUUGACCAAGUUCAUCAAGCGCUCAUUGCCACCACCCGUAAAGACGCUCCAAGAAAGCAUGGACAAGGUUAUUGACGAUACCACUCAGUUUGUGGAAGACUUUAUCGAUACUGCUCGGCCGAAAUUUACAUCUGGUGUCAAAACCAUUGUCCGCGAUACGUCAGCAUUGUUCAAUGUGGCACCUGCCAGACUGACUCUCACUCAAAUCCCACCUGAUCUUGCUGGAUUAUCGCCCAAGAGCUACUCUAUCACGGUGGACGGCACACCUGCGCCCCAAAACUCGAGUGCUCAGUACGCAACAGGCAAGGAGUCCCUACCCGGCCGAUUUCCCAAAGCUGUUAAGACUAUGGUGUACGAAUAUGGAUCACCGCUGAGGGUUAAAUGGACUGCACCUGCAAACCACCACAAAAAGGACUGGAUUGGUCUGUACAUGGUAACUGACAACCGCUCCAGAGAUGUGACAGAGGUUCCAUCCUCAGGCAGAUGGGUAGCCACAGUCUCUGGAAGCUACGAUAUUCCGAGUGCGAACCAGGGUAUCGUCGUGGCUGAGCACCAGCUCUCCGAGCCGAGUGAGGACGGGAGUGCCCUUCUGGAGGGUGAAGUCGUUUUCAGCGGUGACAAGCUCUGGUGGACGCAAGGCAUAUUUGAAUUCCGCUACCAUCACAAUAACCGACACCAUGUUAUGGCAAUCUCCGAGCCGUUUGAAAUUCGCAUCGGUCAGUUUGACGAAGAAGAUGUCAGCAUCGAUAGCAAAGGCAUGUACGCCAAAGCUGUGGAGUCUGCCAUCUUGCCCAUGGUUCAGAAUUGUCUUGACAGAGAUCCCAAUAUCGCACCAAAAGACAUUGACCAGGCUUUUGGGGCGCACGUUGAGCGUGACAGCAAAUACGCUAAGAGAGUUGUUUACGCUAUCCGUGAGAUGUUUGGCAUUGAAUUCGCACCAGCUGUUGUGUUGGCAGACGGCAACGUCCGAAAGCUGGCUUGGAGAAUUUGCAAUGCCAAAGAAGUCCUUGCUCCCUAUAGUAUGUCUGUAUCGAAAGGCACCAAUACCCCGACAAACCAGCCUUUUGCCAAGGAUUAAAAUAUACGCCGCCGGGCACUAGAAAAGCAUGUGCUUAGAAUAUAGACUUUUUCAAGAGAUACCAAAUGCCAAAAUCUUUCACAAUUCGACAU
Molecule: messenger RNA, 3506 nt
Organism: [Torrubiella] hemipterigena
Lineage: Eukaryota; Fungi; Ascomycota; Sordariomycetes; Hypocreales; Clavicipitaceae
Source: the annotation of a GenBank genome assembly